AUGCAAGUAGAUACUACCUCCAACAGUAAUCCAAGAAAAAAGGUAGUAACUAAUGAAGGAAGUGAUAAAGAAGGUGCUAAGAUGCCUAAAACCAAUUAUGGUGAAGAUGCUCAUGCAUCUAAUGAUAGCACAGCCAUGAAAUCCCAUGCAUCAGAGGGGCUCGAAACUUUUACGGUUGAGACUAUGGUUGGUAGCGUAGGGAAUCCAGUCUCCAAACAGGAUGGUUCUGUUUCCAAAGUUUCAUCCUCUGGGAAUCUUGACAUGCAAGAAAGAGACUUACCUGAGAAGGCAAAUUUAGCAGAAUCUAUAUCUGAGCAGGUUAUCAAUAUGGCAUGUUCUCAGUCGGUAGGUCAGAGUGAUUCAGAACAGCACACUAUCUCAGACCAGCACAUUAUCUCAAACCAGCAUACAGAGGUUUUUCCAUCGGUAACAGGAGUCAGUAAUGUUUCCAGAGAUAAACAAGAGCUUAAUCAGAAGACAACAUAUAAGUGCCCGGAAAUGUUUUCUUCUGGUACAACAGAAAUUAAAGUUUCGGGUGACACGCAAGAGGUUAAUGAUAAGGCAACAAUUGUAGACUUACAAUUGGAUCGUUCCUCCCCGCAUCACAUUUCUAAGUCAGAUAGCAGUGUUGGAGAAACAAUUACUCUAGGUAGAAAUUCCCAAGGAUUUACUAAUGACCCUCAGCCAGAAAAGAGGUAUACAAGUUAUGAAAAUAUUAAUAAAGCUGAUGCAUUGAAGAAGAUUUCCUGUGACAAUGAUAACAGAGAAAAUAAAGAAACAACUUCAGUGUGUCAUUUGGUUCCCACAAGCAGCCGAGUUUCCAACAAUUCUGUUCCUAAACCUGUGGUGGAGAAGAUGGUGUUAAUGAAAGAUAAAAAACUACACGAUAUGGAGUCAAGUAUGUUCAGCACACCAGAGGGAAAAAAAUCUUUAAAAGAACCUUCAUUAACAGUAGGGACCAAGGGUAUUUUACUUGGCAAAAAAAGUGAUGACACGCUCCUUGGAUCCAUCACUCAAGAACGUGUGAAUUUCAGGUCUGACACAAGACUUGGAAGCAAAAUGGCUGGUGAUUCUCUCACAGAUUCCAGCAAACUAAUGAGGGAUGCAGCAGCGUUGCUUGGUAGUAAAGAUGAUCUUAGAAGUAAUAGCAAUACCAGUUCUCAAGUUAAUCCUUCCUGCUUAACAGAGAAGACAGCUAGAAUUACUACCCAGGUAGUAUCUGUAAACUCUGAAGCUGAAGCUUCAGUCAACGAGUCCUCUCAGAAAAUAACUUCAGUAGAUGGAAAUAAACUUACUUUGAAAAAUUGCAAGAUCACUCCUGCUCUUUCAAGCUUAAAAACUUCAAGGAAGUUUGGAGCUAACGGGAUUCUAACAACUUCUUUACACCAAAAAGAAACAAAAUCCAUUGUAAGAUCUAGCCAAAACAUUCAGAUACGUUGUAUUACAGCAUCAAAGGAUGAAAAUCCUAUUGACAUUGGUAACAGCCAGAAGCCUUCAACCCCGUUUCUGAAGAGGAAAACUAUUGAGGUUUCUGAAGCUGAUUUUACAUCGUUGAGGUCCCUAAAGCGCAUCUCUCGAUCUCCUAAUGAAAGCAGAAAUUCUAAAGAAUCUUCAGAAGAAGUUGUUGGAGAGGUAGAGAGUAUGCCCAACAAUUUACACUACAAUCAUUCAACGCCCGGACUUAAAAGUCCACCAGAGAUUAAAGUGAUGGAAGUGGAAAUACCUGAUUCUAUACUUAUGGAAGAUGACAGAAAUGUUGAAAAGGCUGAAGCUUAUAUGAAAGAACUUGAAGAUAUUUGUAACAUGCUUAAAAAGAAGCGCGAGGAAGCAGAAGACUUGUUAAUUCGAGCCAUUGUGAACGACAAUAACUUGCUGAUGCUUAAUCAUCCCAUUUAUGAAGAAAAGAUAUCCUCCCAUUAUUUUGUUUGUUUUCCUCCUAGUCAUUUAAUUGUAGAUAUUAAUGCUGGUUAUUUCCUUGACAUUUUGCGAACAUCCGGAAGGUUCAGAAAUUUGUUUCCCAGUUGA
Sphenostylis stenocarpa is the source of this 2025-nucleotide messenger RNA. The record is from the annotation of a GenBank genome assembly. Lineage: Eukaryota; Viridiplantae; Streptophyta; Magnoliopsida; Fabales; Fabaceae.